This is a messenger RNA of Rhinopithecus roxellana (golden snub-nosed monkey), 1816 nucleotides long. Its product is annotated as zinc finger protein 566. The record is from RefSeq and is a predicted model, not a curated record. Lineage: Eukaryota; Metazoa; Chordata; Mammalia; Primates; Cercopithecidae. Gene Ontology annotation, molecular function: DNA-binding transcription factor activity, RNA polymerase II-specific; RNA polymerase II cis-regulatory region sequence-specific DNA binding. The transcript has 5 exons. The coding region runs from base 235 to 1494 and encodes 419 amino acids. Gene Ontology annotation, biological process: regulation of transcription by RNA polymerase II.
CGUCUCUGACUACGUUUCCCAGAGGACUCCUCGGCAAGACUGUAUUUCUCGCGGGAAUUCAGCAUCCAAGUCACGCGCUGGCGGGACCCUGAGGGCUUUACCAGCAACUACCCCAGGGCUGUGGAGGGUUCUGCUGUGGAGGGUUCUGCUGCUUCGGAAGCUUGUAAGGCCAGAGCUCUACUCUUCUCCAAAAGAAGAGCCAAGAGAAGGUCCUUUUCUACAAAUAUCAGAGCCAUGGCUCAGGAGUCAGUGAUGUUCAAUGAUGUGUCCAUAGACUUCUCUCAGGAGGAGUGGGAAUGCCUGAAUGAUGAUCAGAGAGAUUUAUACAGAGAUGUGAUGUUGGAGAAUUACAGCAACCUGGUUUCAAUGGCAGGGCAUUCUAUUUCUAAACCAAAUGUGAUCUCCUACUUGGAGCAAGGGAAGGAGCCCUGGUUGGUUGACAGAGAGCUAACAAGAGGCCAGUGGCCAGUCCUGGAAUCAAGAUGUGAUACCAAGAAAUUAUUUCUGAAGAAAGAAAUUUAUGAAAUAGAAUCAACCCAGUGGGAAAUAAUGGAAAAACUCACAAGACAUGAUUUUCAGUGCUCUAGUUUCAGAGAUGAUUGGGAUUGUAAUAUCCAGUUUGAGAAACAACUCAGCUCUCAGGGGGGACAUUUCAAUCAAUUGGUAUUCACUCAUGAAGAUCUGCCCACUUUGAGUCAGCAUCCAUCCUUUACAUUACAGCAAAUCAUUAAUAGUAAAAAGAAAUUCUGUGCAUCUAAAGAAUAUAGGAAAACCUUUAGACAUGGCUCACAAUUUGCUACACAUGAGAUAAUUCAUACCAUUGAGAAGCCCUAUGAAUGUAAGGAAUGUGGAAAGUCCUUUAGACAUCCCUCAAGACUCGCUCAUCAUCAGAAAAUUCAUACUGGCAAGAAACCCUUUGAAUGUAAGGAAUGUGGGAAAACCUUUAUUUGUGGCUCAGACCUUACUCGACAUCACAGAAUUCACACUGGUGAGAAACCCUAUGAAUGUAAGGAAUGUGGGAAGGCUUUUAGUAGUGGUUCCAACUUCACUCGACAUCAGAGAAUUCACACGGGUGAGAAGCCUUAUGAAUGCAAAGAAUGCGGGAAAGCCUUUAGUAGUGGCUCAAACUUUACUCAACAUCAGAGAAUUCAUACUGGGGAAAAACCUUAUGAAUGUAAGGAAUGUGGCAAUGCCUUUAGUCAGAGCUCACAACUUAUUAAACAUCAAAGAAUCCAUACAGGUGAGAAACCUUAUGAAUGUAAGGAAUGUGAAAAGGCUUUUCGUUCUGGCUCAGACCUUACUAGACAUCAGAGAAUUCAUACUGGUGAGAAACCCUAUGAAUGUAAGAUAUGUGGGAAGGCUUAUUCUCAGAGUUCACAGCUUAUUAGUCAUCAUAGAAUUCAUACCAGUGAGAAACCCUAUGAAUAUAGGGAAUGUGGAAAGAACUUUAAUUAUAACCCACAACUUAUUCAGCAUCAAAAUUUGUACUGGUGAUGAGCCAGAAUAUAUGAAAUGUGUAGGGAGGCUUUUAAUUAUGGCUGAAAACAGAAUUUAUCUCGUUAAUAAUUUCCCUAGAUGGAAUAAUGUAGAAACAUUGUAUUUGUGGACUACAGCUUAUUCAGCCUGGGAAAAAUAAUGUUGGAGAAACACCCUAUGAUAGAAUAUAUUUUGAAAACCUUAACUAAAUGCUCACUUCUCUUGACAUCAGAUAGUUCAGUCUGUCGUACUGAAAAUGACAGCACUUUUUUUUUUUUGUUUUGAGACGGAGUCUCGCUCUGUCACCCAGGCUGGAGUGCAGUGGCCGGAUCUCAGCUCA